Molecule: messenger RNA, 1815 nt
Organism: Humulus lupulus (European hop)
Lineage: Eukaryota; Viridiplantae; Streptophyta; Magnoliopsida; Rosales; Cannabaceae
Exons: 5
Coding region: 1-1815 (604 amino acids)
Source: RefSeq, a predicted model, not a curated record
AUGUCAGAAAAGCUAGCUGGUUAUCCAAACAAGUUAUUGUGUCCAUGCAAAGUUUGUCGAAACUUAAGUCACCAAUGUAUUAACAUUUUGUAUGAACACUUAGUCAUUUAUGGGAUUGAUCCAACAUACAAAAUCUGGUUUCAUCAUGGGGAAGAAUUAUCAAGAGAUGAUGAUGUAGAGACAAUGGAAACAUUUGAUUCUUACAACUUGUUUAGGGCUACAAAUAUUGAUGGUUGUGAUUUUGAAAGUCAUCUAGAAGGUCAUGAUGACACUUUUAUGGAAAAAAUAGAAGAUGCAGACACUCCAUUAUAUCCACAAUGCACUAAAUAUACUAAGUUAUCGUCAAUUGUUGCAUUGUAUAAGGUUAAAACUACCAAUGGAUGGUCCGACAAAACUUUUGAUGAAUUGUUAAGACUUUUGAAUGAUAUAAAAGAUAAAGAAAACUUGCAAGAAUGUCCAACAUGUGGAACCUCACGUUGGAUGUCAGAUAAGCUUACUAAAAAGGUUCGACAUGGUGUCCCAGCAAAAGUUUUGAGGUACUUUCCUAUAAUCCCUAGGUUGAAACGGAUGUUCAUGUCUAAAAGAAUUUCAAAGGAAUUAAGAUGGCAUCACAACAAUAAAAGUUGCGAUGGAAAAAUGCGUCACCCAGUGGAUUCAGCAGCAUGGGAGCUAGUCAAUGAUAAAUGGCCAUCAUUUUCAAAUGAAGAGAGAAAUAUUAGACUUGGCCUUUCCACAGAUGGAUUUAACCCAUUUAGACCUAAACAGCUUGGGAAUGAUAUUGAUAUAUACUUAGAACCCCUCGUAGAGGACUUGAAAUUAUUAUGGAAUGAGGGUGUUGAUGCUCAUGAUGCAUUGGACAACACAAAUUUCAAGUUGCGGGCUAUUUUGAUGUGGACAAUCCAAGAUUUUCCAGCAUACGGGAACCUUGCUGAGAAAAAUGUUUGUGAAAGCAUCUGUAAUACAUUGCUAGAUGUUGCUGGAAAAAGUAAAGAUGGACUAAAAGCUCGCUUGGAUUUGCAACAUAUGGGUAUUAGGAGUGCAUUACACCCACAAGAGAAGGGGACUAGAACCUAUCUUCCUGCAGCUUUACACACACUAUCAAAGCUUGAGAAAGAAUUAUUUUGUAAAAGGUUGUUCUCAUUGAAAGUACCUGAUGGAUAUAGUUCAAAUAUUCGAAAUUGUGUUUCAAUGGAACAAUGCAAGCUCAUGGGCCUUAAGUCACACGAUUGCCACAUUUUGAUGCAACAAUUACUACCGGUGGCUAUAAAAGGAUUGAUGCCAUUGGGUCCAAGAGAUGCUAUAAUAAGAUUAUGCACGUUCUUUAAUCGAAUAUGUCAAUGUGUUCUUGAUAGAGAAAGCAUAAUGACAUUAGAAAAUGAUGUUAUUGAAACUUUAUGCUUACUAGAGAGAUUCUUUCCACCAUCAUUUUUUGAUGUUAUGAUUCACUUAGUGGUUCAUAUCGGACGAGAAGCACGACUAUUUUAUGUGAACAUUCUAUUAAUGAUGAGCAAUUGUGUGAUUAAUAGACGCAUGAAGAUAUUGAAAGAUUAUGUCAGAAAUCGAGCAAGGCCUGAAGGUUGUAUUGCAGAGUGUUAUCUUGCAGAUGAGUGUGUGAGCGUUUGUAAUGAAUUCACUGACCAUUCAAUUGAACUAAACACAAAAGAAGGUCGAAAUGAAGAGUGGUCAAAUGAUGUGAUACUUGAAGGUCGUCCAAUUUCUAGGAGGAAAGAAAUUAUAUUGACAGAUGAGUUGUUAGAAAUUGCACAUCGAUACAUUUUGUUAAAUACAUCUGUUGUGGAGCCUUUUCUAGAGUAA